Molecule: messenger RNA, 2235 nt
Organism: Dreissena polymorpha
Lineage: Eukaryota; Metazoa; Mollusca; Bivalvia; Myida; Dreissenidae
Exons: 11
Coding region: 170-1741 (523 amino acids)
Biological process (GO): protein polyubiquitination
Molecular function (GO): ubiquitin protein ligase activity; metal ion binding
Source: RefSeq, a predicted model, not a curated record
AAUAUGGGUUUGUCCAGCAGGCAGGCAAACUGCUUCGGAGUCUGACAGCUAAACCUGUCCCCUGUACCACUUGCCGGCAACACAACACCGACAACAAGCUCUUCUGAUGCCAUCUUGAUGGAAAACUGUCUGGAUUUCAGUCACUACGAAAUAUUUACGAUUUGCUGCGAUGACUACAGAGUCUUUCCAUAUCACAGCGCGUGCAGAUUCCCGCCAUACGUCAAUCGGUUUCAAUAAAACACGCAUGGCCUCUAGAGGAGUUCUGUGCCGUUUCUUCAAUGCCCCACAAGGAUGCCGCAACGGGGCCCGCUGUAGAUUUAUCCACGACAACGAUGCCCCUCCUUUUGUGCCUAUCUGCAGAUUUUACGGGUUACCGAAGGGUUGCAGGUACGGGGACCACUGCAUGUACCAACAUGACAAGUCAGAGAUGGAAGAUGUAAGCAGGCAGGUCAGUGCAGAUGUCUUACAAAAACUAGAAAAUCUCUCCCUCAAAGGGAGUGAUGACUUAAUGAAGCAAUCAUGUCCUAUCCUUGACCUUCCAGACUUCGAUCCAGAUGAAGUUAGUCUUGACCCAGAAGUUUCAGUGGACAGCCUGAUGUUCACUGGUCAACUGAAAUACGACAGUUCGGUGCUCGGCAGAACCAAGUGGAAGCACGGGACUCUGAAGAUGUUCCGGGACGAGAACUCGUGGUGGUUGGGCCUGCAUUUCGAUUACCUUGAUGAUAGGGAUGACUGCAAACCAGUUCUCACCAUAGAGUUGGAGUGCAGUAUGUUGAAGCGUGUGGUCUGCAAGUUGUCAGGGGUUACCAUAUACUGUCAAUACGAAGGAGCCGAAUGCAUCAUCGACUAUCGACCCUCAGUGGCAGCCAACGUACAAGGGAUAUAUGCUGUAUUUGCAGAUAUCAUCCACCCUGAUGUCGAAGAAGUAACGGAAUCCAUCAGCACUGAUUCCAGAGUUGUAAAUAUGAAACAUAAUGAUGGUGAUGAUGAAGAAAAUGAGGAUGAUGAUGUAGAUAAUGAUGAUGAUGAUGAUGAUGAAAACAGUGAUGAUGAUAAUUAUGAUGAACAAGAGGAAGAAUUGAGUGAUGCAGAUGAUGACAGUCUUGAUGACCCAUUUGAGAAAGAAAUCAGGGAGCAAUAUGAGAAGUGGAAAGUGGAAGUGCUAAAGAUGACGACAGUACAUUGUGGUGUCUGUUUAGCAGAGUUCACGGGUCAGAGUCCCUUCGAUAAACUAAAGGACCACUACUACGACAAACUGACCCACAAAGACUUCAAGCACAGAUUCUUCAUCUUGGCUGGUUGCCCUUGGUUACAGGAGUCGACAGAGUGUGUCGCGUGCGGACGCCACUUUGGCCACGGCUGUUCGCUCAUGCAGCACAUGUUUGACAAGUCUCGCCGCGUUGAUGUCGAAGGCGAUCAACAUCGGAUGAUGACCAUGAAGGGCGUUGUAGAACCCAUCUGCUAUAAAAGGAAACUGAAGAAGCUACAAGAGGAGAUUGGUGACACUCUGCUACAGGACACUCGCGAACAAGACUUUCAGGAAAUGCUUGGGUUUGCCAAAAUAGCUUCUAGUGCUAUGCGCUGCCCAAACCUGUUCGGUGAUUCAGACUUGGACGACUCUGACGACUACGACAAGUUCAACGAAUACUUGGGCAGCGACGAGUACCAGCUUCUUUGUCAGGGGAUCAAACCCUUGGACCCUGAGGCUGGCGCUGCACUGGCGGUGCUUAAUGGGUGGUAGUUACUUGCUCCAUGACAGUUUUGUGAUCCAUUGUGGACUAGGGAUGGGAAACAUCGGCUUCAACACAGUUUUGUGGAUAAUUGUGGACUAGAGCUGUGAAUCUUUUACACUGACAGUUCAAUUGUCAAAAGACUAGGGUGGGGAGUGACAGUUUUGUGAUCAUUUGUGGACUUAGGCUGGGAAUCUUUGACACUGUGACUGUUAUAAGGUCAAAAGAAACGGGUUGGGAAUAUUUCACACUCGCAAAAUUUUGUAAAAAAAACCCGCCGGGGUUUCUGCCACUGUAGCUAUUUUGUUGUGAUUUACAAAUUGCGGCUGGAGAUAAGCUGCCUGGUGAAUAUUUGGUGCUGUAAUGUUGUAGAACUAUGAUUCAGUAUGUAAAAAUUAAUCUGUUAUUUUGUUUGUUUAUUGUGCAAGACAUAACAUUUUGCUGUUCAAUAAUACUUCUUACAUGCAUGUUGGGAUUAUGUUUCAAAAUAAAUUUUUGCAUCAAA